This is a messenger RNA of Capra hircus (goat), 3931 nucleotides long. RefSeq names its product small integral membrane protein 10-like protein 2A. The record is from RefSeq and is a predicted model, not a curated record. The transcript has a single exon. Lineage: Eukaryota; Metazoa; Chordata; Mammalia; Artiodactyla; Bovidae. The coding region runs from base 219 to 455 and encodes 78 amino acids.
GCUGUCCCUGGGCAGCUCAGGUGGGGCCUUGGCUGUGGCGGAGGAGUCAUUCGGAGCCCAGCCCCUGCGGGGAAACUGAAGGCGGGGCGCGGCGGGGCGCGGCGGGACAGGGCGGAGUGGGACGCGACUGUUGUUGGCCAGCGGCUCCAGGCCUCGCGUCCACCUGUCCGCCAGCUCGUGCUGCGGUCGGUCCGCGGGUCCCGCGCCGGCCCGGGCCCAUGGCGGCGUCGGGGGCUCUGUCUGCGGCGGCGGCAGCAGCGGCCCUGUCGGGCGUGGCAGUGCGGCUGGCGCGCUCAGCCGCGAUCCGCGGCUCGUACGGCGCCUUCUGCAAGGGGCUCACGCGCACGUUGAUCACCUUCUUCGACCUGGCCUGGCGUCUGCGCAUGAACUUCCCCUAUUUCUACAUCGUGGCCUCGGUGAUGCUCAACGUGCGCCUGCAGGUGAGGAUCGAGUGAACGCCCGCCACCACCUCCGCCCGGCCACGACGGCAGGGGCAUCAGCAUGAAGGAUCACGGGGCCGGGGGCCGCCGGGACGCUCCAGGGGACGAGGAAGGGGUGGAUCAGGCCUCCGGGCCCUAGACCUCCGCGGAGGACGCAGCCACCGAGCCCUGGCUCUGGCCAGCCACGUCGCGGCCGGUGACGAACUGCACUGAAACUCUCAAAACGGGCCUUUUCCAUGGAACUCGAGAAAAUUAUCUGAAUGCAGCCGACCUGUUGCCUCACUUUGGUCGAAGGCGGGAGCAGAAGGAAGAAAUUCUUCAGUAGGAACAUGAAUGACUGACCCCGACCGAAAAGGUAGGAGGCCAGAGUUUGGACUUAAGGGCUGGAGGGAGGCGGUUGCCAUGGCAUCUAGAUGUCCAGGCCACCGGGCAGCUUCGGGGAGACGAGGAAGGGACCUGAGGAAGCCAGCCUGGAAAGCUGCCGGGCCGAGAGCAGGCAAGGCAGGGUGCACGCAGGCCCUCUGGACUCCCUUGCCAUAUAUCCAAGAUGGGGAUGGAGGGGCAGCUGCCUGGACAUAUCCGAAGGUCAGCACAUCACCUUGGCCCACGGCCCCGGUAGUGUCACCUGACCACCGGGGAAUAGAGGGAAAUGGCCCUGGAGAGGCCCGGAGAAAGCCCUAGAAGAGAGCGGAUGCUGGCCCCCUUGUCCUCCACCCCUCGAGAGACAGCCUGGAUGGAUGGUUGUGUUCUUGGCCCAAGCCCAGGUCUGUCUCUUUCUCAGCCCUUCACAAGACUUCCUCCUGGCAGGUCUCUGGGACUGCUCUCUGCCUGUUCCUACUGUCUCUGUUGCUCCUCUCCACCCUCCAAAGCUUUGCAUCAGGGGACAGGGAAGAGUGGGAAAGACGUGUUCCUCCCAGCAGCCACGCUCCCUCCACCUCCUACCAGUGCCCUCCUGGUGCCACCGAAUGUGCUGCUCCAGUCCUGGACAGCCUCCAGCAGCCCCUGUGUCCCACAGGAUUUGGGAAAGUGGGGGGUCUCGUUGAGUGGAGGGCAGCUGUCAGGCCGGGGUGGGAGAACAGAUGGAGAAGAGAUUUGUAGGGUAGGUGACAGUUGGGGAGACGAGGAUGUCUCUGGGUGAGGAGGCAACUCUCAAGUCCCCAUGUUUUUCUUGCAGGAACUGGUGUUAUAGAAGGUGAACCGCCCCUUCUGUGGUGUUGUCGAGAGAGUCAAAUCCCUGCCUGGGGCACCCCUGACCCUAGAGUUGCCUGGAGAGCAGCCAAGAGAAGGGCCUGACCCCCCCACCCCCCAGGAGAGGAAGGGCCUUCCAGGCAGAGAGCCCGAGGGGUGGAGUGACCUAGUGGUCCGGUUCUGGCAUGGGGAAGGAAGUACAGAGCUAGAGACACUCUGGCGGAGCUCUGUUCUCCCCGCCUGCCGGGCUCUGGGAAGGGAGACAUUUGCCCUUGUCACAUAGAUCACAAGUUGGGGAGCUGAACCUGCCUCUGGGCCUGCAUUCCCCACCUGCCCCCAGUCUCUGGGAGACCUGGCACAGUGGGAUGGGGGAAGGGAGCACAAGCUCCCAAGAGGUCUAGAGAGAGAAAGGCUCAUGGCAGGGAAGGUGGGGUGUAUGGCAAGUCACAGGGAAGAACCAGGGGACAGUCUAAGCUGAAAUGGUCACAGGAGAGAUGAGUCCCAGACCCCCCUGGGGAGCAAGGUCCUCACACACAGUCAGGCUUCCCCACCCCAACCCAAGGCUUAACCAAGGGUUCCUUGGUGUUGAGUGGCACAGGCCUCUCAGUUUGGGUGGGGGUGUUGGCUGGCUCCUGGGGCCAAGUGUAAUAGGAGGGAAGGGAUACAUGUGGGUGGGGUGGAGCUGAGACCCACGCAUGACCCCAUGUCUCUGUCUCCAGGCUGCCCCUCCUGCUAGGAUCACACAGGAGCGUCUGCUCUGGACGGGCCUGCAGCGGCCCUGGCUGUGCUGCUGACUGGUGCACCAAGAGCGGCACUGAGGGGAGCCGGGAGAGGCCCUGGCCCUCACCCCCCAUCCCAGAUCCACAUCUGCCCCCUCACUGAUUGCUCGCGGUCCUGGUCCUCAGUUCCUGGGACUAAGAACCACAGCAGCCUGGUUGCCCCUGGGACAGAGGGGCUGAGCCUCACACCAUGUGCCCUUCUCAGCCACCCAGGUCCCGGCUGAAGAUCUCUGCCUGCCUCACCCCGAGGCCUGAGGCUGCACCCGGGCUACCACAUGCCCCCCGCAGAUUCCCACAGACGGAAGGGCGCUGAUGGCUUCCUCCCUUGUGCCAAGUUGCCUGGAAACCCCUGGUCCUGGUGGCCCCUCCUCCACCCCAACUGUGUUCCUCCAGGACCAUUUCCGGGAGACUGCCAGCCUUUGGAGUGCAUCCCUGGAGUUCUGAGAGACUGUGACAUGGGGCUGCAGGGGUGGAGAGGAGCGGAGGACCAGGGGCCUCCUUGGGGCUAAUGCACAAAUGUGUGCACUUUUCAAGUUCACGUCUCACCCUCUGGGUGACUGGAUCCCCAGCUGCAGCCUCUUCCUGAGCCAGCCUGAGAGGACCUGGGGAGGGCACUAGGGAGGUUUUUACUUAAUAUGUGUGUGCCUGUGUGUGAAUGUGUGUGUGAGUGCGCAUGUUGAGUGCAUGUGUGAGUGUGGGAUGUGUGUGAAUUUGCAUGUACAUGCAUGAGGGCUUGAGUGUGUGAGCGUGGGGAUGUGUGUGUGGAUAUGUGAGUGUGGGCUAGUGUAUGGGUAUGAGUGCAGAUGCAUGAGUGCACGGAUGUCUAUGUGUGAAUGUGCGGGUGUGAGAGUGUCUGCGGGUGUGAAUACACAUGUCAGUGUGCAUGUGUGAAUGCAUGUGUGAGUGCACUUGUGUGUGAGUGCUUAUGCACACAUGAGUGGCUAUGCGUUGCAGAAGGUGCUGAGCUGUUUAGUGGGUGUGCUCUGGGGGACGGGCAUCCUGUCCUCCCCAGGCUCCCAGCUCUGUUGGAGCUGCCUGGGCCCUGGGAGGCCGCUUCCCAAAGUGGAGAAAGUAUGUUGGAGAUUCAGGGGCCCCGGGCUCAGAGACCCUUCGUCACCUGCAGAGAAUCCCCUCUCCCCAUGGGGCUCUGGCUGGGGCUGUCCACCCCCAAAGAUAUUGGCCGUGGGAGGGGCGGGGACACGUCCUCAGCACGUGCUCCUGCCACUAUUUUUCUUACCAUUUUGAUCCUGAGUAGUUUGCUGCUUCUGCUCUCCCACCUCUUCCUCAUCUCCUCACUGUGCCUCUGCUGCUCUCUACGCACUUUAUUUAUUUGCAGUCUCGUUUUCCGGCAGUGGAGGUUCUGUGCUAUCACCGACUUGGAUAAGACAGCUUUCCCUUUUCUGUGUGUGAUGAACUCUGCACCAGUCCACGCAGUCUGGUUAGAGAAAUGUUCUUGUUUCCAGUGUUGUCAAAUCUUGUGUCUAUCUAAGUUAAUAAAAAUAAUUAUUUGAGUUCAAUAAAAAA